This is a messenger RNA of Aspergillus homomorphus CBS 101889, 1194 nucleotides long. RefSeq names its product CobW family GTP-binding protein. Gene Ontology annotation, cellular component: cytoplasm. The transcript is spliced from 5 exons. The record is from RefSeq and is a predicted model, not a curated record. NCBI's taxonomy places the organism in Eukaryota, Fungi, Ascomycota, Eurotiomycetes, Eurotiales, Aspergillaceae. Bases 1 to 1194 code for a protein of 397 amino acids.
AUGGACGACGAGGACGCUCCCCCCCAGCUGGUCGAUGUGUCGCAGCUGCCAGAUCCUGCGCCAUCGACGUCAGAGGAUGACACGCCGGCUCAAGCCCGCGUGCCCAUCACCCUUGUGACUGGCUAUCUCGGAGCCGGCAAGACCACCCUGCUGAACUACAUCCUCACCGAGAAGCAUGGCAAGAAGAUUGCCGUGAUCAUGAAUGCCACGGACAUCGAAAAGCCGCUGACGGUCAACCAAGACGGCCAAGAAGUGACAGAAUGGAUGGAAGUCGGCAACGGCUGCAUCUGCUGCUCCGUAAAAGACUCGGGCGUAAUGGCCAUCGAAUCCCUAAUGGCGCGACGCGGCACAUUCGACUACAUCCUCCUGGAGACGACCGGCCUCGCGGACCCAGGUAACAUCGCGCCGAUCUUCUGGGUGGACGACAACCUCGGCAGCAGCAUCUACCUAGACGGGAUCGUGACGUUGGUGGACGCAAAGAACAUCCUGCACCUGCUGGACGCGCCGACGGCGGAGGAGACGGUGUCAAACCAUAGCAACAACGACAGCGGGCACGAGCACAAGCACGAGCACAAGGGCCCCGUCCUCUCGAUGGCGCACAUGCAGAUCUCCCACGCGGAUGUCAUCAUCCUCAACAAAGCGGAUCUGGUCUCGCCCGCCGAGCUGCAGCACGUCCGGGACCGCAUCGUCGCCAUCAACAGCGCCGCCCGGAUCCACGUCACGGACCACAGCAAGACGCCGCAGAUCGAGGGCGUGGUGCUGGACCUGCACGCCUACGACCACCUCGAUGCCGAGACGGUGGAUCUCUUCGCCCAGAGGGGCCACAGUCAUCUUGAUCCGGCUAUCUCCACUAUCGCGCUCACCGUCCCGCAAAUCUCCCCGGCGCAGGUGUCCCUCGUGGACGAGUGGCUUCGCUCAGUGCUGUGGGACUCGAAGCUCCCGGCUAUCGUCCCUGGGGGGGCGCCAAGUCCGAAGGAUUUUGAGAUCCAUCGGCUGAAGGGAAUUCUCGCCAUCGAGGACGGGACGACGCGGAUCAUCCAGGCGGUGCGGGACGUGUUCGAGAUCCGGGACGCCGAGCCCGCCGAGGAUUCGAACACGCAGUGUAAGAUCGUGUUGAUCGGGCGGGGACUGGGCGCCGACGCGCUUCCAUGGCAGCGGAACUUUGAGGACUGCCUCAAGCGAGUCCAGAAAUGA